Molecule: messenger RNA, 2221 nt
Organism: Owenia fusiformis
Lineage: Eukaryota; Metazoa; Annelida; Polychaeta; Sabellida; Oweniidae
Source: the annotation of a GenBank genome assembly
GUAAACACGGUUCUGUUGAAUUUUACAUAAAUAUAAAUUAAAUAAUUUAUCUUGACAAAUCAAAUUCGCCAUUUUAUUCACUUCAUAAAAUUAGGAAAUGAAAUGAAAGUUGAGAAUGGCAGCGAAGUGGUUGAAAAACCUGAGUAGAACCAAGCGAUUCAGUCCACCAGAGCCUCCCACGCCAGAUUACAGAGCUGCUAACGUAUCGGACAAUAAAACAGUGGGUCUGAGCCAAGAACAAGGUGAUCAUUUUCGUUACACUGACUCGUCGAAUUUCGUUCACUUUUCAAGUCAAAAUCAAAACAAAUCCGACUUUGUGGUUUCUAAAUCUGGCAAACCAGUCAGUCCAGGGGACCGUUCACCUCCAGCGUUGCCACCUCCACCCGUGUUAUUUCAACAAGACAGAAGUGGGAGUUUGAAGUCUGAUAGUGGUUCCAGCCAGGGAUAUCUAGACGACAGUGCAAUCAAUGAUCAGGACAUUAUAAUAGAUGACUAUAGCGACCCAGUUGAUGCAGUUAAUCUCGUACGGCUCACUGCCCCACAUAGUCAUUCACCACUAGAGGACAGCACUGACUCUGAUGAUCUUGCCAACUAUACUGAACCAUAUGAUACUCAAAAAAUAUUUCACACAUUAUCAAAGGAUGACUUAAAUGAGAAAGAGACUGAAGACAAAGCACCACAUUUAUAUGAUGAACCAUAUGAAGACAUAAACACUGAAACCUCUACCUCUGAAUAUAGUCACGUUAGGACACAGACUUCUCCAGAGAAAGAUACUGAACUUGAUAGCAUAAUAGCUACGACUAAACAAAGUGAUAUUGCUAUAGAUUCCGAUACAGGAAAUCAAACUGAAGAAGAAAUGGAACGUUUAAGUGACUUCCGGCCAAUGGAGGAUUAUGAUAGUCCGUGGGAAUUCUCACAGAAACAUAAAAUUUUACAAGAACAUUUAGCCAGAUCAAAUCAUGAUAGGGCUUCACCUAAUCAGUCAACACCAGCAAUUCUUUCUUCCUCCCCCAUGAAUAGACAAUCACCCCCUGCUAUUCCACCAAGGAAUUCCCCUCCCCCUAGGGGUUCACCGCCUCUGAAACCACCUAGGGCAUCACCUCCGAUAAAACCAGAAGUAAAGUUACGAAGAAAAUCAGGAGAUGCUAUAAAAAAGAAACGCCCCACAGAAAGUGUUGGUACACAGACUUUAGAGAAAGAAAAUGGCCGACAUUUAGAAUCCUCUCAAAUAUCUGCUUUUAAAUAUCCAAGUGAGGGUUUAUCAGAGAGUUCUGGUCCUCUUAGAGGAGAAAGUCCCAAUAUGAAUAUACCCUCUGGGGAGACCCAGGUCCCCGAUAUGUACGAGGAUCCCUGGGAUCUACAGUCGAAGCAGAUGGAGUUGGAAAGAAAAAUAAAACAUGCUAGUCGGACGUCAUCAGCUUUUAAUCCCCCUUCUACCAAAGUCUCACCACCAAAUACUUUUAGACCAGUUUCUAACGCCUCACUAGGUACUCUCUCGGGAAUAAAAUGUGAGGUAUACAUUCCCCCUCGCCCCUCCAGUCGAAAAUCCAGUUCCCCUGAUGUUUCAGAUGAAUCGACUAAUCAAAUAAGAGAAAGGAAAAUGUCAAAGACGCCAGAUAGUCUGACCAAUCAAAUUGAGGAUGACAGACCAGGUGAUGAUUAUGACGAGCCAUGGCAUGUACGUCAAAGUGCUCUUCUAUCACAGAUGGAUAGAGGGAGUCCAGAUAUCUCCAAGCGUGCACCUGCACGAUUGCCUCCAGAUAAUCAGUCGUAUCAUGACACCCCACAUUCCCUUCAUGACACACCCCAACACUCUCCAAAAAAGCGUCAGCACAAUUUGAAUGUUGAAUUAGGCAGUAGGACUUUGAAUGCUGUUGGGGAGAAGGUUGAUCCGGCAGUGGAAUUAGAAAGACAAAGAUGGUACCAUGGCUCAGUCAGUAGGCAGGAUGCAGAAUCAUUGCUUCGUGUACACAAAGAGGGGAGCUACUUGGUGAGGCAGAGUGAGAGCAAUAAAGAAGAUUACUCCUUAUCAUUAAAGAGUAUUCGUGGUUUCAUGCACAUGAAGAUAGUACAGCGCAAUGGCAGCUAUAUUUUGGGACAAUACAGCCAGCCGUAUCCCAGCAUACCUGAUAUGAUAUGUCACUACUCUGUCAGUAAACUACCAAUCAAAGGAGCCGAACACAUGUCCUUGCUACACCCAGUGUUACAUGAGUUACUGUGA